Messenger RNA from Acaulospora colombiana, 236 nucleotides. NCBI's taxonomy places the organism in Eukaryota, Fungi, Glomeromycota, Glomeromycetes, Diversisporales, Acaulosporaceae. The record is from the annotation of a GenBank genome assembly.
GUACGUCAAACUCAUUCCGCGCUUCCAGGUUCGAGGUUUCUAAAUACCGUCUAGGUGAACCAGCACCUACGACACCUCUCCCAAACUUCCAAAUCCUUCUGGAUUCACAGUGUCGUUCGUCAAAGUGCAUUUCUUCCACUCGCAACACAACUCCCACUCGAGUCCUUUACGCCAGAAGAGCUACAACACGGCUGCCAGAGAGCGGUGAUAAGGGAUCGAAAUCUUUCCAUGGAUGA